Molecule: messenger RNA, 405 nt
Organism: Miscanthus lutarioriparius
Lineage: Eukaryota; Viridiplantae; Streptophyta; Magnoliopsida; Poales; Poaceae
Source: the annotation of a GenBank genome assembly
AUGUCCGAGGACGACCUCCCCUACCACGUGCGCGUCACCGCCCACGGCGACCUCGAGACCGUCGGGCGCUACGACUUCGGCGGGCAGCUCGACACCGCCAUGAUCGCGCACCCCAAGCUGGACCCGGCCACCGGAGAGCUCUUCGCGCUCAGCUACAAUGUCGUGUCCAAGACGUUCCUCAAGUACUUCUACAUCACGGCCGACGGCUGCAAGUCCCCCGACGUCGAGAUCCCCGUCACCGAGAACCACGCCAUCAUCCCGGACCAGCAGAUCGUGUUCAAGCUCCAGGAGAUGGUGCUGGGCGGCUGGCUCCCCCGGGGUGUACGACAGGAACGUCUUGGAGUGCUGCCGAAGCGCGCCACCGACGUCCUGCAGUGUGUUGUCAGAGCGCGCUUCCAGUUGUGA